Messenger RNA from Scedosporium apiospermum, 525 nucleotides. RefSeq lists its product as uncharacterized. The transcript has 2 exons. The coding region runs from base 1 to 525 and encodes 174 amino acids. The record is from RefSeq and is a predicted model, not a curated record. Gene Ontology annotation, molecular function: RNA nuclease activity; RNA binding. Lineage: Eukaryota; Fungi; Ascomycota; Sordariomycetes; Microascales; Microascaceae.
AUGUCUACCCCAGCUGGUGGUCAACCUCCUCCUAGCGGGUCCACCUCAAACCCGCCUGCCCCGCCGGGUCGUACGCCCACCUGCUCGUCCUAUUAUGACUUCAACGGCGUCCCAUGGAACGGCCAAGACCCCAACUCCAAGACCUGGAUGUACGCCCGCGAUGCCCGGCAACAACAAGCCGGCGUUCCGGCCAACGCGCAGCCGCCCUACCCCAGCUACUUCGGCAACAGAACGAACCUCCCGCUCAACCCCCCGCCGUCCCACAUCGGGCGCCGCGGGCAGCCGGGGUGGCUGCACCACCCUCUCAUCCCAGACCAAACGGCGACCUGGACCCCAGGCACCAGUCCGGGAGCUGUCCGUAGCGUGUACACUGCGGGCAACACGGCGAACUUUGACGUCAUCCACCAUGAUCCUAAUGCGGGCACGACGUCGAACGGGACUUCGGAAUUCUCGAUGGCGACAUAUCAUCCUUCUGUGCCGAGGCCGCAGCAGCAGCCGCCCCCAACGGGCGGGAAUGGGCCUUAG